This is a messenger RNA of Bacidia gigantensis, 612 nucleotides long. RefSeq lists its product as uncharacterized. The record is from RefSeq and is a predicted model, not a curated record. The transcript has 2 exons. The coding region runs from base 1 to 612 and encodes 203 amino acids. Lineage: Eukaryota; Fungi; Ascomycota; Lecanoromycetes; Lecanorales; Ramalinaceae. Gene Ontology annotation, molecular function: oxidoreductase activity.
AUGUCCAACUCAUCCAGACCUGGCCGUCUUGAAGGGAAGAAUGCAAUCAUCACCGGCGCCGCUGGUGGGAUUGGCCUUGAAACAGCCAUUCUUUUCGUACGAGAAGGCGCCAAUGUUCUCAUGUCUGAUAUCUCUCCACCCGCUCUUGAGAAAGCCAUUGAGAAAGUCCGCUCCAUAUUCCCCUCCCUCACCACAAAGCUCGAAAUCGUCAAGUGCGACGUGUCAUCGGAGAAGGACGUUGAAGCCGUAGUCUCCCAUCUUGAAUCAUGGGGUGGCGUCGACAUAAUGUACAACAACGCUGGAAUAAUGCAUGCCGACGACGCUGACGCCAUCGAAACACCUGAGAAAAUCUGGGACCUCACGCACAAUAUCAACGUAAAAGGCGUAUGGUUUGGGAGCAAGCAUGCAGUACUGAGCAUGCGGAAGCAUGGGAAGAGGAAGGGCAGUAUUAUUAACACAGCAAGCGUUGUUGCGAUGGUAGGCAGUGCGACGCCUCAAUUGGCGUACACAGCAAGUAAAGGGGCGGUUUUAGCGAUGACCAGAGAACUGGCAAUUGUGCAUGCGAGGGAGGGAAUCAGAUUCAAUGCACUUUGCCCGGCGCCUUUGAAGUAA